GCCUGCAGAGUCACUCACGCGGGCUGCUUCCAGCAUCCUCAGGCUUGCUGCUGGCCUUGCUCCCAUGGAGUUGUAGCCACGUUGGUAGUUUUCCUUCAUCGUUUCCUACAUCUGUGUUGUCUACCUUGCAUUUGCACACUUUUGGAUGUAGACCUCCUACCCCCUGUUCUUGUAGCACCCCCUCCCCUACCCCACCCCCCAAAAAACUCUUGAAGGAACACAAAGUACCUUUGAAUGAUGGGGAACCACGGCUCCAACCUGGAUGACAUCCUUGCAGAGGACAUGCACCACUGGUACAACAUGUUCAUGCGGGAGUCGCCGUCAGGCCUCAUUACGCUUUUCGAGCUGAAGACCAUUCUCAACCUGAAGGGCAUGACCGAAAACGCCAACAGCUACGUGGACCAGGUCUUCUGCACCUUCGAUAUGGACGGGGACGGCUAUAUCGACUUUGUGGAAUACAUCGCUGCCAUCAGUCUGUUGCUGAAAGGAGAAAUCAACCAGAAGCUUAAGUGGUACUUCAAACUCUUUGACCAGGAUGGAAACGGAAAAAUCGACAAAGAGGAGUUGGAGACUAUAUUCUCGGCCAUCCAAGACAUUACACGAAACCGAGACAUUGACCCUGAAGAGAUAGUCACGCUCAUAUUUGAGAGAAUCGAUGUGAAAGGAGAAGGUGAGAUGACCCUGGAGGAGUUCAUCGAGGGGGCUAAAGACCACGAAGACAUCAUGGACAUGCUGAGGAACCUGAUGGAUUUGACGCCCGUGCUAGUCAUCAUUGUCGAGGGUCGGAGGGGAUGAGAGAUGACCUGAAACCCAAAGAAAAACUCUGAAAAAACCUGCUUCAACCCCCCCAUCCCAAAGACACAUGAUGUCAGGACGUUAAAAGAGAGGUUACCGAGCUUUUCUUUUUAAAAUGGACACAAAUGCUGCUAGUUUUGUUGUAAUGUUGCGUGCGGUGGCUUACACUAGCGAAACAAUCGUUUCCUUUUUUUGAUUGAACAUGUCUCUUUACCUCCUUACAGAGUCAGUUCAUCAAUUUUAGUGCCUGUAUCUUGAUUUAAGUUGAAGAACUUUAAAUCUUGAUGUCAAGAGCUCACACAUGUGAAAUUUGAUGCCCUUUCUCAUAUUCCAAAUGCUGUUGGCUUUUACAUACUGUAUAAGUCAAAGCAAACAAAGGAGUAGUAGGGUCACACUGAAAAGAAAAGCAUAAAAUCACAAGAAAAUUGUAAAAUUACAACUUUUCAAAUACUAUAACGUUACUCUUUGUAAAAUUGUGAUUACUUUAGUCUAAUAAGACUUGGACUUUGUUCUUUUCAUACUCUUUUUGUCUUCCUAAAGUUACUUAUUUUUCCCUUGUGACUAUCUUUGACUAUAUUCUCAUAAUUGCAACUUUUUGAACCAAUUCCACUCUCACAAGUAAAAUUAUAACCUUAUAGCCAUAAUAUUUUACUUUUUUUUGUUAGAACUUUAUUAUUUUGAUCAUUCUCCUUUUUUAUUGUAAUUUGUAAUGUUGCACAUUUGUUUUCGCACGUGUUUCCCUCAUAAUAAGACUCUUUUUUUAAUGGAAAAUUAUUUUAAAAAUAUUUUUUCCCGUAACAUUUUUGUAAUUAGGACGUUUUCUUAACUGUCCUGCCAUUUUUUCCUGGUAAGGUUCCGACUUCAUUGACAUACUAAAGCUGUAUUGUCAUAAUUACAACUUCCUUGAAUAGGACUAAUUUAUUUCAAGUUCAUUCUCAGACUUUUUCCAAGUAAAAUUACAAUUUUAUUCCCAUUACUUUCAUACUAUUAACAUUUUGGUAGAACAAUGACUCCUUUUUUUCCCCAAAGUAAAAUUAUGUCAUCAUUCACAUAAUAGUUCCCUAUUUUGAAGCAGCAUUUUUUUCCUUCAGUGUGCCUCUAAUAUUCACCCAGGUGAAGAUGCUUAAACGCUAGAAAUACUACCCUAGUUCAUUCACAGAACAGGUUCCUCGACAUGUUGGAUAAAAGUAAUAAUUGGUUGUGCUUCUGAUAGAAUUCAACCUUACUUUCACUUCGACUUCACUUUGCACUUUGACUUAGAAAAUGUUGCUAGCACCUAAAACUAGAAGCUCUGUUAUUUCUGUUAACAUACUUUACACUUUCAAUGUUCCGUAAAAGUUAGGUUCCUUUUGUGUCCUACGACCUUUGACGUCAGGUACAUUUAAGGACCCAGCCUAUAACACCAUGCUGGGAGUCUGUUCUGGGUCAGCAGGCGUUUACCCUGAUCCUCUUAGAAGUGUAAAAGCUUCAGGCAGGCUCAAAUGUCAAAAUAGCUUCCAAGAAACAGUGUUGGUCCAAGCUGAUAGAGUUUACGGUUUUCUCGUCAAAAGUUUGUCUAACAAAGCAAACGAGCACAUGCUUUUCAUGAAAACAAUGUACCGGUACGUGCACGGUGGAUCGGAUCAAAUGAGUGGCUUUACUUUUAUAUGAUGACGUUUGUGAUCAGAUCAAGGGGUUACCAUGUAUGUUACAUGGAAAAUGCCUCGUGCUUCACCAAGGAACUGAAGCCACCUAAAAGGUAGAACAAAGCACCUGUGCUAAGUUGCUAAGUGAUAGUUCUACAUGUUAGCAUCAGCGCUAGACUGGUUGAAAUAUGUGCUACAUUGUUACAAAACUGGUUAGCAUGCAAACUAAUUGUUCAAUUUGCUAGAAAUAGCGCUCUACUUGUGACAUGUUAUACGUUACCAGCGUUAUACGUGAAACUUGCUUACUCCUUGCUGAUGGCCGAGCAAGUUAGCAUGUGUAUUACCGUCAGUUAUUUGUGCAAUAGAUUUUUACAGUGAGUCUUUCCCCUUAAGCAAUUAAGUUCAUUGUAAAAAAUCAAGUUUUGUGCUGCCUUAUCAAUAAAAGUUUUCAAACUGGU
Molecule: messenger RNA, 2878 nt
Organism: Dunckerocampus dactyliophorus (ringed pipefish)
Lineage: Eukaryota; Metazoa; Chordata; Actinopteri; Syngnathiformes; Syngnathidae
Gene: guca1d
Product: guanylate cyclase activator 1d
Exons: 4
Coding region: 235-795 (186 amino acids)
Molecular function (GO): calcium sensitive guanylate cyclase activator activity; calcium ion binding
Source: RefSeq, a predicted model, not a curated record